GCUUCUGAGCCUAGCAAAACCUUAGAAGGAAAUUUUUUAAGACGACUGAGUAAAGAUUAUGCAAAUACCUAAAAAAAGCAACAUACAAAAGCAGAAGCUUGGCUUCCAGGUUAAGUAAUAAGGCAAACGAAUUAUUUUCUUUUCAAGUCCUAUGAAUUUGAAGCCUCUAGACCCACACUGCUGAGAUUCAGAGGUCUUUCUUCAAGAUAUCUCGUGGUAUUGCAAAAAAGUGCCUCACAAUAAGAUCAAGAUCUAGCUUUUUGUUUAUUCAAAGAGGUUUGCUGUGGAUCACCAUGUCAAGCCAACGGGUGAAAUUGCAUAUCCAAGAACGUCAUGUGGUGAUGGACAAUGGCAUACUUCAAGUCACUAUAUCAAAACCAGAGGGAAUAGUAACUGGUAUACGAUAUAAUGGCAUCAGCAAUUUGCUUGAAGUUCGAAAUGAUGAACCUAACGGAGGGUAUUGGGACCUUGUCUGGAGCAAGGAAGGAAGUACAGGAACAACCGGAACACAAAAUGUGAUUAAAGGAACAAAUUUUAAAGUUAUAAUGGAAAAUGAGGAACAAGUAGAAACCUCAUUUACAAAAUUGUGGGAUCCCUCGCUUGAAGGACAGCUCGCUCCUUUGAACAUAGACAAGAGGUUUAUAAUGCUCCGCAACUCCUCAGGAUUCUAUUCCUACGCCAUUUAUGAGCACUUGCAAGAAUGGCCUGCUUUCAACGUCCCUCAAACCAGAAUUGUUUUCAAACUCAGGAAAGACAAGUUUCGCUAUAUGGUAGUAGCAGAUAACCGGCAAAGAUUCAUGCCACUGCCAGAAGACCGGUUACCGCCAAGAGGCAAACCGCUUGAUGUCCCUGAAGCUGUUCUUCUCGUCGAUCCUGUGGAGCCAGAAUUCAAAGGAGAGGUGGAUGACAAGUACCAAUACUCAUGUGAGAACAGAAAUCUUCAGGUCCAUGGUUGGAUAUGCUUUGACCCUCCUGUGGGGUUCUGGCAAAUCACACCUAGCAAUGAAUUCCGAUCUGGUGGACCUCUCAAACAAAACCUUACCUCCCAUGUUGGUCCGGUCACUCUUGCAAUGUUUUUAAGCGCCCACUAUGUAGGGGAAGAUAUGGUGCUGAAAUUCAAAUCAGGCGAGCCAUGGAAGAAAGUUUUUGGUCCUGUUUUUAUCUAUCUAAACACUUUGUUGGACGCAAAUGACCCACAGUUGCUGUGGGAGGAUGCUAAAGAACAGAUGUUAAUUGAAGUUCAAAGCUGGCCUUACAGUUUCCCAGCUUCAGAGGAUUUUCCAACUUGCAGUCAACGUGGUAAUGUUAGUGGUAGAUUGCUAGUUCGAGACAGUUGUGCUAGUGAUUUUGAUAUACCAGCGAAUCGUGCUUAUGUGGGACUGGCACCACCAGGAGAUGUUGGAUCAUGGCAAACUGAAAGCAAGGGUUACCAAUUCUGGGCUGAAGCAGAUGCAGAUGGUUAUUUCUCCAUCAACAACAUCCGCACAGGAUUUUAUAAUCUUUACGGGUGGGUUCCUGGUUUUAUUGGAGACUACAGAUAUGAUGAGGCCAUUACCAUAACCGAAGGUUGUGAUAUUGACUUGGGAGAUAUAGUAUACGAACCUCCAAGAGAUGGUCCCACACUGUGGGAAAUAGGUAUGCCCGAUCGUUCUGCUGCAGAAUUCUAUGUUCCUGACCCUGAUCCCAUGUACAUCAACAAACUUUAUGUGAAUCAUCCAGACAGGUUCAGGCAAUACGGACUAUGGACAAGAUAUACAGAUUUGUACCCCGACAGUGAUCUGGUUUACACCAUAGGGACUAGUGAUUACAGCAAAGAUUGGUUCUACGCUCAAGUUCCCAGGAAAACAGGUGAUGGUAAUUAUCAAGGAACCACCUGGCAAAUUAAGUUCAGACUUGAGAAUCCGAAUAAGAGUGGAACGUAUAACCUGCGUUUGGCGCUUGCAACUGCCAAUAGUGCUGAAUUGCAGGUUCGCAUUAAUGACCCGGGAACCAAUCUUCCCCUCUUUUCAACUGGAGUGAUUGGACAUGACAACACAAUUACAAGACAUGGAAUUCAUGGAUUGUACAGACUCUAUAGCGUUGAAAUCCCAGGUGCUCAGCUCCUGGAAGAAGAUAAUACCAUUUUCUUGACGCAAACAAUGGUCACAAGCCCUUUCCAGGCCGGAAUCAUGUAUGACUACAUUCGUCUGGAAGGACCCGCCUCUUCUAAUUCUUAAAAUAACUAAAUCUCCUUAAUAUAGCUCAGAAUCUUAUAUCAAGAAAAUCCAUUUUUUACAUUUCGCUCAAAAUAUAUCAAUAUGUAUGAUAUUACAGAGAUUUUUCGAGCCUCUUCUUGAUAUUUUCAGCUUCAUCAGCUGCUUCAACCUGCAUCUUAGUGGCCUGUAAAUCAGCUGCAGUUGCUUCCUUCUCAUUUUUUGCUGUAAUCUUUAACGCCUGUUUCCAUGUUAAUUGAAAGACAUACAAUUAACUAAUCAGCUCAGUAGUGUUGUAUAUAAUUAAUAAGCAAUUCGUUCUCAAAUUU
This is a messenger RNA of Manihot esculenta (cassava), 2521 nucleotides long. RefSeq names its product probable rhamnogalacturonate lyase B. NCBI's taxonomy places the organism in Eukaryota, Viridiplantae, Streptophyta, Magnoliopsida, Malpighiales, Euphorbiaceae. The transcript has 15 exons. The coding region runs from base 294 to 2216 and encodes 640 amino acids. Gene Ontology annotation, molecular function: carbohydrate binding; catalytic activity. Gene Ontology annotation, biological process: carbohydrate metabolic process. The record is from RefSeq and is a predicted model, not a curated record.